CCCCAAGAGCAUGACAGUCAACAAAGAGAGAAAAGAUUGCACUGCUUCUAGUAAUUUAAGCUCAUAAGUUUCUUUAUAAAUAAAAUUCUACAUUUAGUCUAGAACCAUAAUUUCAUCAAAACAACAGUAUUUUGUUUCACCCAGAGAACAUAUAUGGGGGAGGAGGUGAGACUAUUGGGAGUAUGGUCUAGUGUUUACUGCCACAGAAUCAUCUGGGCUCUGAAACUCAAAGGUGUCAGCUACGAAUACACGGAAGAGGAUUUAGAGAACAAGAGCAAUGAUCUUAUACGAUAUAAUCCGGUCUAUCAGAGAAUACCUGUCUUCGUUCAUAAUGGAAAGCCUAUGGCAGAAUCGAUUUUUAUUCUUGAGUAUAUCAAUGAGGUGUGGCCUCAGAAGCCCUUGCUUCCUGCUGAUCCUUAUAAGAAGGCCAUGGCACGAUUUUGGGCUAAAUUUCUAGAAGAUAAGAGCCCAACAUUUUAUUCUUACUUCCGAGCUGUCGGAGAAGAGCAAGAGAAACUAGCAAAAGAAGCUAAAGAACUACUGCAGAUAAUAGAAGAGAAAGGAUUAGGGGAGAAGAAGUUUUUUGGCGGGAAUCAAAUUGGGCUCACAGAUAUAUGCUUGGGAUGGAUUGCUUGCUGGCUUGAACUAAUGCAAGAAGCAGCAGGAAUCAAACUACUAGAAUCUGAUAGCCUCCCCCGAUUACAGUCUUGGAGCAAGAGAUUUAAGGAGGUACCAGAGAUCAAAGAGAACCUACAAGAUAAGGAUAAGAUGUUGAUCUACUUCAGAGGACUAAGACAAAAAUUCACCACAGCUCCAGCACCAUAAUUAAGGCGAUUUUUUCAUAAUAAUAAGGUCCAUUGCCGAAGAGAUGAAUCCUGUAUGUGAAAAGAUAGCAAGAGACAGAAAACUACCAUCUCAGUGCAUAAGCAAAUGGCAACUAGGUAAGCAAGAGAAAAUGAGAGACAGAAAGGACUACAGAAGAAAGCCUAAACAUCAGCUUCUUCAAUAUUUUUCAACUCAAAUAUUUAAAAUUUAUUUUUGCCAUUUAUCUGAAACAUAUGAAUAAAAUUUGCUAUGAAAGCUGAUUUUACUUCAUUAAA
This is a messenger RNA of Beta vulgaris subsp. vulgaris (sugar beet), 1100 nucleotides long. RefSeq names its product glutathione transferase GST 23. The record is from RefSeq and is a predicted model, not a curated record. The transcript is spliced from 2 exons. Gene Ontology annotation, biological process: glutathione metabolic process. Bases 154 to 825 code for a protein of 223 amino acids. Gene Ontology annotation, molecular function: glutathione transferase activity. Lineage: Eukaryota; Viridiplantae; Streptophyta; Magnoliopsida; Caryophyllales; Amaranthaceae. Gene Ontology annotation, cellular component: cytoplasm.